CUCCUGAAAGAGCAGAAGCACAGGAAUAAAACAACAUGCUGACCCAUGGACAUUUCUCCAUGACCCUGCGCAGCCUGGCCAGAUCUCACAGGUUACAGAGGCACAUGUUAAACUUAUAUUUGCGAAGCUGCACAGUGGAAUCCGUAUUUGACAGGAAGCACAGCACAGAGGCCAGACUGAAAGCAGGCAAUGGAAAGGAAACCACAAAAUGGGGCAUUGCCUUAACCGGGGCCUUACUGGGCAUUGGAACAGUCUUGAUUUAUGGAGUGCCAAAGAAAAGGGUGGCGCAAGCAGAGCUUACAACACAUACUGUUGCUACGUCAACCUUUCCUCUAUACAGUAAGAAAGAUGUAAGCAAACAUGCCUCAAUGGAGAGCAGAGUCUGGGUGACCUAUGAAGGAGAGGUCUUUGACAUCACAGAAUUUAUUGAAUUGCACCCUGGUGGCAGCCGAAUCAUGCUAGCUGCAGGAGGUGCUCUGGAGCCUUUCUGGGCUCUCUAUGGAGUGCACAAGAAUGAGCAUGUGUUAGAGAUUCUGAAGGAAUACAAAGUAGGAGAACUUAAUUCUGCUGAGAAAGAUGAGCCAGUGGAUGAAUCCGAUCCUUAUUCCCAAGAGCCCAGUAGGCACCCUGUUCUUAAGGUGAACAGCAUGAAGCCUUUUAAUGCAGAGCCUCCACCCUAUAUGCUGACAGAGAAUUUCAUCACUCCAACUGAUCUGUUUUUCAAAAGGAACCACUUGCCUGUGCCACGGAUCAACCCUAAUGACUACAAACUUGAAAUUGAAAGACCAAAUGGCAAAACGCAAGACAAACCACUUAAUUUGACUUUGUCUGAUCUGAAAACAAAAUUUCCUAAACAUGAGAUUACAGUCACAUUGCAAUGUGCUGGAAACAGGCGUUCCGAAAUGAGUGCAGUGAAGCCAGUAAAAGGGCUAGACUGGAACAGUGGAGCAAUCAGUACAGCGCACUGGGCAGGAGCUCGCCUAAGGGAUGUACUGCUGGAAGCAGGGUACACUGAGGACUGUUCCCAGGCUCAGCAUGUACAUUUUGAAGGAUUGGAUCGGGAUAUGACUGGAACAAACUAUGGUGCCUCUAUCUCAUUUCAGCAAGCAAUGGCCAGAGAGAAUGAAGUUAUUUUAGCCUAUGAGAUGAAUGGGCAGGAACUACCUCAAGACCAUGGUUUUCCCUUGCGAGUAAUUGUGCCAGGCGUGGUUGGUGCCCGGAAUGUGAAGUGGUUGGGUAAAAUCAUAGUAAGCAAAGAAGAGAGUGGGAGUCACUGGCAACAGAAUGAUUACAAGGGUUUCAACCCAUGUGUCGAUUGGGACAAUGUGGACUUUGCAUCUUCUCCAUCCAUACAAGAUUUACCAGUGCAGUCUGCCAUUACAGAGCCACAUCCAGGACAGAAGGUCACUCCUAAUUUUGAAGGAGAAUUGACAGUAAAAGGGUAUGCAUGGAGUGGAGGAGGGAGGGAAAUAGUGCGGGUGGAUGUGUCUGUGGAUGGAGGAAAGACAUGGAAAGUAGCAGAAUUAACUGGAGAGAAACAAAAGACUGGGCAGGCCUGGGCAUGGAAACUAUGGCAGCUAAAUGUCCCAUUUCCUUCCAACAUCAGUGAUUUCACGAUUAUUUGCAAGGCUGUGGACAGCAGUUAUAAUGUACAGCCGGACACUGUGGCCCCUAUCUGGAACUUGCGUGGUGUACUGAACAAUGCGUGGCACAGAGUCCAUGUUACAGUGGACACAGAGUAGCCAUGGCAGAAUGGACCUUUUCAUUGGUGUGGGCUGCAUUUAUGCAUGGCCACCUUCUGAAGCUCUUUGGGUUAUAAAUUCCCAUCCCUGAGGUGUGGUGUCUGGAAUCAUUUCAAGGGCAAGCUGAAUUUGCUUAGCAACGCAUUUUUAGCUGCUUUUAUUGGAUACUGAAAUAUUCAUUCUAGAGCAGCAGAGACAUGUUGCUAAUGGGGAAUGUACAGUAUUGGGCAAAUCUAUGGAGUCUGUGUCCCACUCACAG
Messenger RNA from Xenopus tropicalis (tropical clawed frog), 2001 nucleotides. It is a transcript of the gene suox, whose product is annotated as sulfite oxidase. The record is from RefSeq and is marked provisional. Gene Ontology annotation, biological process: sulfur compound metabolic process. Gene Ontology annotation, molecular function: sulfite oxidase activity; oxidoreductase activity; heme binding. Gene Ontology annotation, cellular component: mitochondrion; intracellular organelle lumen; mitochondrial intermembrane space. NCBI's taxonomy places the organism in Eukaryota, Metazoa, Chordata, Amphibia, Anura, Pipidae.